Molecule: messenger RNA, 1071 nt
Organism: Chelonoidis abingdonii (Abingdon island giant tortoise)
Lineage: Eukaryota; Metazoa; Chordata; Testudines; Testudinidae
Gene: TMEM14A
Product: transmembrane protein 14A
Biological process (GO): regulation of heme biosynthetic process
Cellular component (GO): mitochondrial membrane
Source: RefSeq, a predicted model, not a curated record
UAGGGGCGCUUCCCCCUGCCCAGCAAGGAGCCCGGACGCCUGGCUGAGAGGCAGGCGGUGUCGGUGGCUCUCCGCCCUGCAGAGGCGCGGGGAAGGGGGGGAGGAGCUGCAGGCCUCAGCCGGGACGCGGGAGAGGAAAUGAACGCGGAGCUACUAAUGCCCGGCGGAGGCAGGCGCGAGAGUGGUGAUCAUGGCAAUUGACUGGAUUGGGUUUGGUUAUGCGAUAGUGGUGGCUCUUGGCGGUGUUGUAGGAUAUACUCGCAAAGGAAGUAUAGUCUCUUUGGUUGCUGGUCUCUCCUUUGGUUUGAUGUCUGGUUAUGGAGCAUAUUGUGUAACACAUGACUCCAGAGAUGUGAAGAUAUCAUUUUUUUCAGCUUUUAUACUGACCAUUGUAAUGGGAAUGAGGUUCAAGAGGUCCAAGAAACUAAUUCCAGGUGGUCUAAUAGCUGGUUUAAGCCUUUUGAUGAUUUUGAGAUUGGUUUUUCUGCUGCUGUAAGAGACAACAGCAACUAAGGACUGAAGUAUGAAUAUCAUUUCCCUUCAACAAGCAGACAAGCUCUUUGUACUUGAAGUAUGUCUGUCUUUUUUUUUUUCUUCUUCCCACUGUAAAAGUUAACAAAUACAUCUGAAAUUUAAUUCCUCAAAGUUCUUUGAUAUGUUGAAAACUUUUUUAAUUAAACAAGAAGGUUUUUGAUAGUUUCUUUCUUGUAUCAUUGUUUUCAUUUAAGCAAUUUAUUGGCUGGAUUUUUAAAUGUUUUGCACCUUUGAAACUCGAGCUGCGUAUGGAUGUGUCACUAAACUAAAAAGGGGAUAGUAUUAAACCAUAAUCUUUAAGCGUCUAAUAUCAAGUAAUCAAUAGAAGCUCGAUGUAACAUGCAAACUAAAGUCUUGUCAGUAUUGAUCAUGUAAUGCGCUACAUUUUAUCAAAAUCACUAACAGAUGAGGGUAUGUGCUUGUGCUCCAUAUUGCACUAAAAUAUAUUUUGUUUCUAAACAUGUAAAUAUCUCCUUCCAGGAGCUAGAGAAUGUAUAAAUUGUUACCAGUAAUCAAAUAAAAGAUGGAACAUAUUAA